CAACUGAUCAUAUUGAUCAGUUCUACUGCAAUCUCUAUAUCGACAACAUGUGGGCUUCGACUUUGCUGAUUUCCUUGUCGGCAUUGACUUUGACCAUUCAAGCUGCCUCAGUUAGCCAGGAGUGUGGAAAAUUCAAUGAGGAGCAGUACAAGAAUAACCAAACAAUUACAGAACCUAACGAGCAUCCGUGGGUCGGAAGGAUUGUAAGUAAGGAAAAUUCAAAAUUGGUCUGCGUUGGCAUCCUCAUCGAUGCCCGACAUGUGGUGACAGCUGCUCAUUGUGUUAGUCAUGACGAUGAUGGACCCUCUGGUGUUAUUUUCGGAGACUCUGAUUCCGGGAAUACCAAUCUUAUCGAAUCGAUCACCGUUCACCCCGAUUAUUCACUCACAAAACGUGUAAACGAUUUGGCCAUAAUCAAGUUGACAAAGGAUGUGGAGUUUACAGACUUCGUUCAACCCAUUUGCUUGCCUUCAUCAGAGAUUCCAAAAAUUGGGCCGCCCAAUUUCGAUUUAAUCGCAGCUGGAUACGAAGGACCCUCUAUAAAACGAAUUUCAGAAGGACUCGAAAGAUCGGAAAAGCGCUUUAAAGUGCCCUUUACUAGAACUGACAGCAAUGAGUGCCACAAACUGCAGCCGCGCUUUUCACCGGAGUUGAUUUGCGGUCAAGCCGAAAAGGAUCCUCUUUCUGGAAGUGCCCUGGUGGAGGCUACUGGAAAUCCCCGCAAAUACCAUCUUGUUGGAAUUGCAGUUGUGGGCUUCGGAUCAAUUAACCAAGCUUACCAUGGCUACCUAAACGUACGAUCGUACUUAAAUUGGAUAAAGCAAGAACUCUCAAAGUAAAGAAGGCAUCUUAACUUUUUGAUGGUAUACAUUCAUUUAAAAAAGUUAUUUCUAACUUUAAUUUGCAAUUUAAAUAUUGCAAAUCAGGAAAUAAAUGUUUUUAUAUACUUAUUUCUUUAAAAAAUAUUUUAGAUUUUUUAGUACAUACAUUUUUUUCUAAUUAUGUAUUGUUUUGUUUGUCAUCAAUCUGUAUUAAAGCCAUUUUUAUUGCACUUUAGUCGCUCGUUGACUGGAUUCUCUAAUCUUAAAUAAAUCGGCGCAAAAAUCUAUUUGUUGCUCAAUGCGUAAUUUUAUUUUCCGAAUAGGCAUUUGAACUAAAGCAGAAAUUAUAUUUACUGCGUUCUGUUUAAUAAGAUGUUUAAGAUGUCUUUAGAUUUCAAGUGAAUCCAAAAGAUACCUUAAAUUAUAAAGUAAAUACAUCGCUACUGUAUUUUUUGUGCAUAUAAACAAUAAAUAAGAACCUUAAGUUGAUUGACUGUGAAAUAUAAUAUGCUUUGUUGACAGA
Drosophila ficusphila is the source of this 1344-nucleotide messenger RNA. RefSeq names its product venom protease. Gene Ontology annotation, biological process: proteolysis. Bases 48 to 839 code for a protein of 263 amino acids. Gene Ontology annotation, molecular function: serine-type endopeptidase activity. The transcript is spliced from 2 exons. The record is from RefSeq and is a predicted model, not a curated record. Lineage: Eukaryota; Metazoa; Arthropoda; Insecta; Diptera; Drosophilidae.